Messenger RNA from Daphnia magna, 2188 nucleotides. RefSeq names its product transcription initiation factor TFIID subunit 5 (gene Taf5). Gene Ontology annotation, cellular component: transcription factor TFIID complex. The record is from RefSeq and is a predicted model, not a curated record. Gene Ontology annotation, biological process: transcription initiation at RNA polymerase II promoter. Lineage: Eukaryota; Metazoa; Arthropoda; Branchiopoda; Diplostraca; Daphniidae. Gene Ontology annotation, molecular function: protein binding; RNA polymerase II general transcription initiation factor activity.
CUGCUUGUCCGAGUUGUUUACGAUCGAAAAAAAUGGAGUAUAGUAUGAACCAGCUACCCCAAGCGAUUAAUUCAGACGCUAAAACUCAAUCAUCAGAAAACCAAAACAGUGAGGUUGUGAGUGACAAUAGUGGCGGCCAAACUCUAGAUUCAGAAAAUGUUGAUUCCAAUACUCUUGCGGCCGUCCUACAAUUUCUGCAAAAACAUAACCUCAAAGGUACGGCUGACGCACUGAAAAAAGAAGCCCGACUCAAGGAGGAUCAAUUGAGAGAUGCGCAAGCACUUCAGGUUGAUUCUGAGGCAACAAACUUACUCUCAUCGUACAAGAGUGAAGGGGAUCCCAAUGCCUAUGAAAAAGCCUACCUUAGUUACAGAAGAUUUGUCGAAAGCUCCUUAGAUGUUUAUAAACACGAGCUGUCUUUAGUGCUGUAUCCACUCUUUGUCCACAUGUAUUUGGAAAUGAUUUACAACAAUCACGAAAAUGAAGCUUCUAAAUUCAUGGAACGCUUUUCAAUUGACCAAGAAGAUUAUUACCAAGAAGACCUUAAAAAAGUUUCUUUUAUCACCAAGAAAGAACACAUGAAGGGCAGUGACCUUAUGGAAAAUUUCAAGUCAAGCCAGUUCACGGUUCGAAUGUCACGUGAUACUUACUCGGUUUUGAAGCGGUUUUUGCAGGACAAAAACCAAUCUAUUGUCAUGAACGUCAUUCAGGAACAUUUAUACGUCGACAUGUACGAAGGGGUACCCCGGAACAAAGCUCAAGUGGAAUCUACGGCGGGAGCCAUGGAAGGCGAAGCCAAUAGACAAGUAAACAAGACCAAAAUCUAUUAUGGCCUGCUGAAAGAACCCGACAUUCAACUUUCGGUGGUAGAAGAGGAAGAGGAUGGAGAGCCGGGAGAAGGUGGCGAAAAACCCAAAAAGAAAAAACCUAAAAAGGAUCCUUUGCUCAAUAAGAAAGCCAAAAGCGACCCCAAUGCUCCCCCAGCCAGUCGAUUACCAUUACCAGAUUUGAGAGAUAUCGACAAACUGGAGAAGGUCAGAGCUCUACGUGAAGCCAGCAAGAGGGUGGCUCUUGGUCCAGACAGCUUGCCAUCCAUUUGUUUCUACACAAUGCUGAAUUGCGCGGAAACGGUAACGUGUGUCGAAUUUUGCGAAGAUUCUUCUCUUCUCGCUGCGGGGUUUUCUGAUUCAAUCCUGAAAGUGUGGAGCUUAGUGCCUCAGAAACUUCGUGCCAUGAAACCAGCCGAACAGUUGGCCGAUAUUGACAAGGAGGCAGAAGAUGUCCUUGUUCGUAUGAUGGAUGAUAAGACGGGUGAGACCAUGAAAGGUCUCUAUGGCCAUUGCGGGCCUGUUUAUUCUGCCUCGUUUAGUCACGACCGGACGUUACUGCUUUCAUCCUCGGAAGAUGCCACCAUUCGUCUCUGGAGUUUACAGACGUGGACUUGUCUUGUUGUUUACAAAGGCCAUAUUUAUCCGGUGUGGGAUGUCCGAUUUUCACCACAUGGAUACUACUUUUCAUCAGUCGGACACGAUCGAACUGCCCGUCUGUGGGCUACUGAUCAUCAUCAGCCCUUAAGGAUAUUCGCCGGCCAUUAUUCAGAUGUCGACGUAGUCCAAUUCCAUCCCAAUUCAAAUUAUGUCGCAACAGGGUCUAGUGACAGAAGCGUCCGCCUAUGGGACUGUGUCUCUGGCAACUGUGUUCGGCUAAUGACUGGCCAUAAAGGAACUGUAUCGGCGUUGUGUUUUUCAACCGAUGGUCGUUUUCUAGCGUCCGGUGGAGCUGAUCAAAAAGUCCUGUUAUGGGAUCUGGCUCACGGUCACUUGUUGGCUGACCUGCCUGGCCACACCAUGACGAUCUCUAGCCUGGCCUUCAGCCGAGAUGGAACUGUCUUUGCUACGUCCUCUUUAGAUGGUUCUAUUCAGUUGUGGGAUUUCUUCCGAAUGACGGAUGAAUCCUCUUUAGAGGAUGUCAACAUUUCAGGACACAAUCCGGACCUGCUGAAACGGAGCAACGUCAUCGAAUCUCUUCGACUGGCCCGUUAUCCGACUAAAGCCACACCUGUCAUGUCACUGCAUUUCACGCGAAGAAAUUUGCUCCUAGCCGCCGGCAUGUUCGAAGGCUAAAUCAUCCGAUUUAUCAUUUAGAUAAUUUUUUUUAAUAAUUAAAAUACAUAUAACUUUGUCUCUUA